AUGGCGAUCUGGCUGUACUGGGAUAAAGAGGUGCAAAAAGCAAAAAAGAGAGGAAAAAUGCCACAUUUAACAAAGGCCAUUAUUCUUUGUUACUGGAAAUCCUAUUUAGUUUUUGGAAUUUUCACAAUGAUUGAGGAAACCCUCAAAAUAAUUCAACCAAUAUUUUUGGGAAAAAUUAUUAAUUAUUUUGAAAACUAUGAUUCCUCAGAUGAGGUAGAUUUGAAUUUUGCAUAUUGCUACGCAGCUGCUCUGUCUGUGUGCACGCUUAUUCUAGCUAUAAUGCACCACUUAUACUUCUAUCAUGUACAGCGGGCUGGCAUGAAGCUGAGGGUAGCUAUGUGUCAUAUGAUUUAUCGGAAGGCACUUCGCCUCAGUAAUGUAGCUAUGGCAAAAACUACCACUGGUCAAAUAGUAAAUCUUCUGUCAAAUGACGUGAACAAAUUUGAUCAGGUAACUAUUUUCUUGCACUUCUUGUGGGCUGGACCAAUUCAAGCUGUAGCAGUAACAGUACUUCUCUGGAUGGAGAUAGGCCCAUCAUGUCUUGCAGGAAUGGCAGUUCUGAUUAUUCUUCUUCCUGUCCAGACUUGCAUUGGGAGGCUUUUUUCAUCCCUAAGAAGCAAGACAGCUGCUUUAACAGAUGUCAGGAUUAGGACCAUGAACGAAGUCAUAAGUGGUAUGAAGAUAAUAAAGAUGUAUGCUUGGGAAAAAUCAUUUGCGGAACUUGUGAAUGGUUUAAGAAGGAAGGAGAUUGCCAUGGUUAUGAAAAGCUCCUACCUUCGAGGACUGAACUUAGCCUCUUUCUUUGUGGCAAGCAAAAUAACAGUGUUCAUGACUUUCAUGGCGUAUGUACUACUUGGCAAUGUUAUCUCUGCAAGUCGGGUGUUUGUUGCGGUGUCCCUGUAUGGUGCAGUAAGACUGACAGUGACUCUGUUCUUCCCUGCGGCUGUUGAGAGAGUGUCCGAGGCAGUAGUUAGCAUACGACGAAUCAAGAACUUUCUGAUACUUGAUGAGGUCUCACACUUCAAGCCACAACUGCAUGGUAAUAAUGAGAAUGUCAUUCUUCAUGUUCAGGAUUUGACUUGCUAUUGGGAUAAGAGUUUAGAAAGCCCAGCACUUCAACAGCUUUCGUUUACUGUCAGACGAGGGGAAUUACUGGCUGUGAUUGGUCCUGUAGGAGCUGGAAAAUCUUCGCUCUUAAGUGCUGUGCUUGGUGAGCUGCCUAAAGACAAAGGUUUGAUAAACGUUACUGGAAGAAUUGCCUAUGUUUCUCAGCAGCCUUGGGUGUUUUCUGGUACAGUAAGAAGUAAUAUACUGUUUGACAAGGAAUACGAGAAAGAAAAAUAUGAAAAAGUUCUGAAAGUCUGUGCUCUUAAAAAGGACUUGGAAUUAUUAGCAAAUGGUGAUCUAACAGUAAUAGGAGAUCGUGGAGCUACGCUGAGUGGGGGACAGAAGGCCCGUGUAAAUCUGGCCAGGGCUGUGUAUCAAGAUGCAGACAUCUAUCUUUUGGAUGAUCCAUUAAGUGCAGUAGAUGCUGAAGUUGGAAGACAUUUGUUUGAAAA
This is a messenger RNA of Phaethon lepturus (White-tailed tropicbird), 1559 nucleotides long. It is a transcript of the gene ABCC4, whose product is annotated as ATP-binding cassette, sub-family C (CFTR/MRP), member 4. The transcript is spliced from 12 exons. Gene Ontology annotation, biological process: transmembrane transport. The annotation marks the transcript as partial. The record is from RefSeq and is a predicted model, not a curated record. Gene Ontology annotation, cellular component: plasma membrane. Gene Ontology annotation, molecular function: ATP binding; ATP hydrolysis activity; ABC-type transporter activity. Lineage: Eukaryota; Metazoa; Chordata; Aves; Phaethontiformes; Phaethontidae.